CGCGACUUCAGUAUGCCUGAUACUGCGACCGUGAAUAGUCAUAGAGGCAGAAGGUUGCCUUCGCAGGGGAAGAGCCCCUUGCUAACCUGGUGGUCUCAAACUCCUUGCCCUUUGGAUCGAAUCGAUAUCUCAACCCCAGCGCCAUGGCGCUGCACUUGUUGCGCCGCGUCACUCAUGCUGGUAUGGAUGAGCUCGCGAACUGGACAGCCAAAACCUACAAGUUCACCUUGCACAACAACACGGGCUCAGCAGUGCGUGCUCUCCUGGAGGAAGAUCCCGACGGCAUGGCUGAACUGGAAGAGUGGAAGAUUGGAGAUGGCAUUCCGACCAUCGGAAAGGCUGGCGAACGGCACAAGCAGAAAAUUAGUUUGCUGAAGAAGUCCAUCAGUUCUUCGAAGCCUUAUCAGGAGUUCACCAUUAUUCGUGACCAGACCAAGACGGUGAACAUGAGAUCUCCUGUGAUCAAAUGCAGCCUGGCGCUUCUUGAAUGGAACGGAGCUAUGAAGAUUGUGGAAAUCCAGCGGCGUAUGACAGAAGGCAACACCUUGACAAUACACCCUGGCUACGAUCGAAUGGCAGGCCUAGCCACCUUGCGUAGCGAUGCUCUGGAGCAUGCCUUGCAAGCGUUGGGCGUGAAGUUGGGCUUUGACUCUGAGGAAGUGGAAGUGAAGAAGGACUCCAAAGAGUCCCGAGCUGACCUCCCGCCUUGGCUUCAAGAGCCGCCCCCGCUGCCGGCGCCCAAGAUGGCGCCCACCGUGCCGACCGCGCCGCAGACAGCACGAACGUCCAUGCGGCCGCGGCCCACGAGCGCCGUGGGGAGAGCAACGCCGAAGACGGUUUCUUGGCCUGCAGAGCCAGUAGAAGGAAGUGCAGGCGCUCGUCCCACGCAGCGAGGGCGUGAAGGUGAAAGGCCUGGAGCUCCGAUAGCUCAGGCGCCGCAUGGCUUUGGCGUUGCUGGAGGCGCUUGUCCCAUGCAGCGAGGGCAUGAAGGUGAAAGACCUGGAGCUCCGAUAGGUCAGGCACAGCAUGGCUUCGGCGUUGCUGGAGGCGCUUGUCCCAUGCAGCGAGGGCAUGAAGGUGAAAGGCCUGGAGCUCCGAUAGCUCAGGCGCAGCAUGGCUUCGGCGUUGCUGGAGGCGCUUGUCCCAUGCUGCGAGGGCAUGAAGAUGAAAGACCUGGAUCUCCGGCAGCUCAGGCGCCACAUGGUUUUCUUCCGAUGACUGGACAGAUAUGGCUUUGGCAUGAAGAACAGCAAUGGGUCUCUGCCAACUUAGUGGCUUGCCUUGGACCUGGGAAAGAGGGUGGCUCGCGGAGCAGUUUUAACUGUAUUUUUCUACAUCAUGCCAUGCAAUGCAAGGUAGCUUAAAUUAUGAUUUUUUUGAGGACACUGAGCAAGUCAGUCC
This is a messenger RNA of Durusdinium trenchii, 1401 nucleotides long. NCBI's taxonomy places the organism in Eukaryota, Dinophyceae, Suessiales, Symbiodiniaceae. The record is from the annotation of a GenBank genome assembly.